CUGAAACAGAACCUGGGCCAACAAAUGUUAAUCAUGAGAAUAUUUGCAAUUAGUAUUUGUACUUUGGACACUAACCCUAGUUGUUGGAUUUAUUUUUUUGGUGGUUUUUGCAAUUUAAAUGAUCAAAGCGUGUGUCGGAAGUCGGAACAAGUGUGUUUUUUUUGCCAGGUAAUGGGUAUCAUGGGUCGACGUCCAGACUCAUCUCGGGGUCGGGAGACAAGUAUGUUCUUUGCUCACAUCGCUGGGCACACAAGAAAACAAACAAAAAAAUUGCUUUUUUUUCCUGCCGGCGAAAUCAUUGCUUAUAUGGCUCAAGAAUUUCAAACACGGUCCAUUGACAACAAAGAAGAAGAAUUUCAAACAUGGUUUGGGGAAUGCUACAAUACAUGGGAGCGCGAAGGAUCUGCCGAGGGUUUGCUGGUCUUUAAACCAUCUGAGGGCAGCAGGAAGGAGCCAAUCCGCAAGGAGACCAACUCUAACCUUCCCAGUCAGAACAUCCAUGGUUUUAAGAACGAGAUCCUGUCCUUGAAGAGCUUCUUGCUGAAUCAAAAAGAAUCUGAAGAGUUCAAGACCCUUGCGGUCGUUGGCAAAUAUGGUGUAGGGAAGACGGCUUUGUGCCAGGAGGUAUUCAACAAUGAAGAUGUCAAGAAAACUUAUGUCCCGAGGGUGUGGGUGUGUAUGUACACGGAGAAAGAAGAACUAAGCAGGGAUGGUGACCCGAAGAUUGCCAUCGUGAAGAGAAUCUUGAGGAACCUCGGAGUCGAAGAGGAUACGUUAGCUUAUAUCAAGGACCAGGCAAAAGAAGAGUUGGAAAACGCUCGAGAAGGGGAUGGAGAGAAGGAACUCUCUAUGCUGUUGUAUGCUCUUCACUUGAAUCUGUGGGGGAAGAAGUAUCUGAUAGUGUUGGAUGAUGCCCGGAAAGAAGACGGUUGGAAAGAGAGACUCGACGAGAGAAAUCAGAUACCCGAAGGGAAGAAAUGGGGAACACAUCUCUCGUUCGGAUUCCCCAAAGGGUCGGGUGGAAGAGUCAUAUUCACGACCCGGGAUGAGGAUCUGGCCAAGGAGUUAGUCGGGGAAGAACGUAGCUUGCACCGUCUUCACCCGCUUUCUGAUAAAGAGAGCGUCUGGGACAUUUACAAGGAUGCAGCUGCAGCUAGUAAAUUCGACGUGAAUCCGAUUGACGAGGGAAAAUACAAAGAUGAACUGAUGAACAAGUCAUGUGGAAUUCCGGCGGCCGCUAAAGCAUUGGGGACGAUUGAGCCGGUGGAUCUCGAAGAGUCCGAAGAAACUGCCGGGAAGAAAGAUUCUAACCGCGGAAAAUCUACCGACAUGGACAUGGAAGACGUCAAUGUGAAUCAGAUGGAGGAGAAGACGGGUUCUAGCCAUGGAGAGACCAGCCUGAACAAAUCCGAACUAGGUGGUACUGAAAAAAAACAAGAAGAAAAAGGCUCCGAGUUCAAAGAUUGAAGAAUUUGUCCCAUGCUGUUCUUUAACUGAGUGUUUUGUGUGUGUGUAUCUGUGAAACAUAGACGCUUAAGAUUUGUGUCAGACUGUAUCUACCUAUAUGGUGUCCACGCAUAUGUCUUGUAAUAAUAAUUGCAACUUAGAUUUCUCACUA
Tarenaya hassleriana is the source of this 1618-nucleotide messenger RNA. RefSeq names its product probable disease resistance protein At5g45490. Bases 25 to 1467 code for a protein of 480 amino acids. Gene Ontology annotation, molecular function: ADP binding. Gene Ontology annotation, biological process: defense response to other organism. The record is from RefSeq and is a predicted model, not a curated record. The transcript has 3 exons. Lineage: Eukaryota; Viridiplantae; Streptophyta; Magnoliopsida; Brassicales; Cleomaceae.